AUGCCUAUUUUAAAUCGUGAUAAUAUUGUUAUCGGCAUUGCACAAAUAAUUAAUAAAAAAACUGGUACACAUGAAUUUACCGAUAAAGAUAUAAAUGUCUUUCGUAAUUAUUUAACAUUUUGUGGACUUGGAUUGUCAAAUGCUCAAUUAUUUGAAUUAUCAAUUCAAGAAUUUAAAAAGAAUCAACUUCUUCUCAAUUUGGCUCGAAAUUUAUUUCGUGAACAAGAUGAUCUUGAACGUUUAGUAAAUAAAAUUACUACUGAAUCUCAAGGUCUUAUGCAAUGUGCUCGAUGUUGUGUUUAUAUAGUAGAUCGAUCGAUUUCAUUAUCAAAUAAACCUGAAGAUAUUCGUUUUUCAAAAGGAUUCGAUAUGAUUUAUGGUGAAGAAUUUAAAGUAACAACAAAUGAUUUCCUUGAAAAUUCUCGUUAUGCAAAAAUUGCUUAUCAUGUUGCAACAACAAUGAAAAUUGUAAAUAUGAAUGAAAUAUCCAAUGAUCAAGCAUUAUCACAUUUAUUAAUAUCAAAUGAUGAUGAUAAAUUUGAAUUGAAAAAUCUUUUAUGUGUACCAAUUAUGGAUGAUGAUGGUCAUGUUAUUGGUGUUUCACAAGUUAUGAAUAAAUUACACGGACGAGCUUUUACUGAAGAUGAUGUUGCUAUUAUUGAAGCUUUUUCGGUAUUCUGUGGCUUGGGCAUACAUAAUACACGACAAUAUGAAAAUGUUGUACGUUUAACAGCUAAACAGAACGUUGCGUUUGAAGUAUUAUCAUAUCAUGCUGUGGCAUCAGAAGAAGAUGUUCAACGUAUGGGACAUAUUUCAAUUCCUGAAGCUAAUCAACUUCGUUUAUAUUCAUGGGAAUUUAAUGAUAUGAUUUUAACCGAUGAUGAAACAAUUUUAGCAAGCAUACGAAUGUUUAUUGAAUUAGAUUUAUUAAAAAUAUAUCAUGUUCCACAUGAUGUCAUGUUUCGAUGGAUGUUAAGUGUAAAGAAAAAUUAUCGAUCCGUGAUAUAUCAUAAUUGGAGACAUGCGUUUAAUGUUGCUCAAACAAUGUUUUCCAUGUUAACAAGCGGUGGUAUGAAUGCUUGUAUGAGUGACUUAGAACGUAUUGGAUUAUUAAUCGCAUGUUUAAGUCAUGAUCUUGAUCAUCGUGGAACAAAUAAUGCAUUUCAAGCUAAAGUUGAUGCACCGCUUGCAAAAUUAUAUUCAACAUCAACACUUGAACAUCAUCAUUUCGAUCAAUGUAUUAUGAUAUUACAAACGAAAGGAAAUAAUAUUUUACAAACAUUAUCACCAGAUGAUUAUAAACUUGUUGUUCAUUAUAUUGAAUCAGCUAUAUUAGCAACAGAUUUAGCUGUUUAUUUUCGAAAACGAGGUGAUUUUCAAAAAUUAGUUGAAAGUCGUCAAGAAAAUUGGAUUGAUCCAGGAAGAAAAGAUUUACUUCGAGGAAUGAUGAUGACAGCAUGUGAUGUUGCAGCUAUUUGUAAACCCUGGGAGAUGCAACAAGUUAUUGCUAAACUUGUUGCAAAUGAAUUUUUUCAACAAGGAGAUAUUGAAAAAAAUCAAUUACAUGUAGAACCAAUUCCUAUGAUGGAUCGAGACAAAAAAGAUGAAUUACCUAAAAUGCAAGUUGGUUUCAUUGAUUCAAUAUGUCUACCAGUUUAUAAAUUGUUAGCCGAUGUUGAAUCUGGUUUAGGUCCACUUUAUGAAGGAUGUAAACGAAAUCGAGAAAAUUGGGAAAAAAUACAACAAGAACAUGACAAACUAAGUAAGUCAUUGUGA
This is a messenger RNA of Rotaria sp. Silwood2, 1776 nucleotides long. Lineage: Eukaryota; Metazoa; Rotifera; Eurotatoria; Philodinida; Philodinidae. The record is from the annotation of a GenBank genome assembly.